ACGUUUCACGUCGCAGUUAGGACUGUCAAUGUCACUUUGACAGAUUUAUUUCAGAUUCUCAAAAUAUUUUUCUUUAAGGGUUAGGAUUUAAUAAAUUUAAUUAAAUAAUGUCUGGCGGGGAGUACCGCUAUGUGUGGCGUAUAGCCUUUACUAAUUUUCUCAAGUCAUUUAGGCCACGCCAAAUAAGAGGAAACGCUAUUGGGAAGGACUACAAAGGCAACAGGUACUAUGAAAUACCAGCCGACCCCAGCCUGGGCAAGCGGAAGGCCACCCGCUGGUACGACCCGCCCAAUGGCCUGGACUUCCGUGACCCCAUCCCUGCAGAGUGGGAGGCUUGGCUUAGGAUGAGGAGAGUGGAAGCACCAACGGAAGAAGAAAUAGCCGCCAACCUGGCCGUAGCCAAGCUGAAGCAGGAGAACGCGGCCAGGAUCGAGGCGCGGCGCCUGGCGGAGGGCGGCGCGCCGCCCCGCGCGCCGCCGCGCGGCCCCGAGACCUUCCCCAAGUAUGCUGACUUCCACACGGGCCACCCCGACGACCAUCCCGACGGGAAGAAACAUUACUAAACUUAAACUCCUUUCAACGCCAUACAAAAUGCAUAAAAUCUACAUCAUUGGCGCAUGCGAGCCAAUUAUGAAGCUUACUGGGAAGUGUGAAGGUUACUUUUACAGUGUGUAACACUUGUAAGUAUUCUUGGCGCUGUGGCUCGCGAAUACUUUAGGCGUUCUUGGCGUCCGGGAGGUUAAAUACAAUUAUAGAUAAUGUGGUAGUAUAGAUACAGUGCGAGUACCGUUUAAAAACCUGAUGUUUUGCUACGCGUGGGGACAGAUGCCUAAUAUAGAUUACUGAUACUAUUCUCAGUAGGGUUUUAGAAGUCAUCGGGUAUUAGAUGUAUUCAUUAUCUCAUCUCAGUGAAUAGAUACUACACCCUGUGGCUAUGAGUUCACCGGCUUAGAGUAUUUAUUGCAAUUUAGCUGAGUCUUACAUCCAGAAUGAAAUAGAAGUAAACGGAUAUUUUCGAGUUUGUAUUUAAUGAAGUUAUCGUUAUAUGGUAUAAAUAUCACACUUUAUUUUAUAUAAAAUAAAGUUCUAUUUAUUUUUAUGGCAACACAACUAUUUAUUUAUAUACUUGUAUUUAAAUAUGCCUUGAAGAAUAAAAAGUGCCAGUUUAAUAUUCCAGUCCACCUCUAUUUCAAAUCUUUGCUGUAAAUUCAGUGGCAGUAUUCUCUCAAUAAGAUGGUUAAAAAGAUAAUUUUGAAUACCUCGCCCGUUUAGUUAAUUUUGCAGUAGCUUGUAUGUGUAAAGUUAAUAGCUUCAUGUUGUAGUGUAAAUAGAAGAUAAAAAUAAAUUGUGUGUUAAUAAAUUAUUUAUUUUAAA
Messenger RNA from Cydia pomonella (codling moth), 1374 nucleotides. RefSeq lists its product as uncharacterized. Lineage: Eukaryota; Metazoa; Arthropoda; Insecta; Lepidoptera; Tortricidae. The transcript is spliced from 4 exons. Gene Ontology annotation, biological process: mitochondrial respiratory chain complex I assembly. Bases 108 to 563 code for a protein of 151 amino acids. The record is from RefSeq and is a predicted model, not a curated record. Gene Ontology annotation, cellular component: membrane.